AUGCUGGGCGGCAGCAUGUCCAAUGCCGACGAAGACGAGGUGGAAGACGAGCUGGCGGCGCUGGAGGCCGAGAUGGCGCCCACACGGCCAGCCCAGGUCGUGCUUCCCAACGCACCAGACACACAGCCGGUGGUGGCACAAGACCCGAUCGUGGCUAACGAGAACGCCGGCACAGAAGAGCCGCAGACAGAGCGGCGACAGCUGGUGCCAGCGUGA
This is a messenger RNA of Sporothrix schenckii 1099-18, 216 nucleotides long. RefSeq lists its product as uncharacterized. The transcript has a single exon. The coding region runs from base 1 to 216 and encodes 71 amino acids. The record is from RefSeq and is a predicted model, not a curated record. NCBI's taxonomy places the organism in Eukaryota, Fungi, Ascomycota, Sordariomycetes, Ophiostomatales, Ophiostomataceae.